Molecule: messenger RNA, 1882 nt
Organism: Acanthoscelides obtectus
Lineage: Eukaryota; Metazoa; Arthropoda; Insecta; Coleoptera; Chrysomelidae
Source: the annotation of a GenBank genome assembly
UUUCAGACCGACCACCUUAUUUCCCUGCACCGCCUUUCGCCCCUGCUGGGCGUUAUGCUUCGCUCGCAGUCGCCGCCCUCAUUCGUCCGUACUAUCGGUAGCCAAGCCCACACUCACCAGUGCCCCGCCCCUUCCAGGUGAUGCUGCGAUUCAUGCGUAAAUCAGAGCCGCCCGAUGGAGGCGGCGCUAUGACGGCAAUGGCCAAUCACAGCACGGAACAUACCGUCACUGAUGACCCAUUGGCUGCUAUCGGCCCUCACCAUCGCAUCUACUCCGUUAGCAGGUCAGUCUGGUUGCCCAGGGUGGAGUUGAGGGAUAAGGACAGUGCACGAGUGAACCCCCUGUUUUUGGAUGCCCACGCUGCCACACAACCAUCGUCACCCUCCCCCAAGAGUCGCCAGAGGACGCCCCCAUCGAAUUCUCCUCAGCCAAGGGAGAAAUCGGGGAGUAGUUCUGGCUACGGGGGGAGCGGAGAUGGUCCCUUGGAUCUGAUCUACCAGCACCAGGACCAUCUCAAGCUGAUGGAGGACGUUGCCGGGGUGCUUCUCGAACAGAAUCCCGCAUUCGUCAAGACAAUUAAAGUUGCACCGUGCAACGGGACGAAACCAAACAAACCAGUGCCAUCGCAGUCCAGUUCCUCGGGUGGCGGUACUCUGACGACCAUCCCCGAAGGCAAAGUGGACUCGCCCAUUCCUAAGCCCAUCUGGCCAAUGCGCGACAAGAGGCUCCUCGUGACCAACUAUGAUUCGCUGGUGGACGAUGCCUUGUUGCUCUACACCAGCAUGACCUACACUCCUGAGAAGAUCAAAUCGUUGGAGACCUACAUCGACAUGUCGGUGAAAGAUCUUCUCCUGGAGUUGUUGCAUGGGAUCAACGAAACGUUGGAGGGGAAGAACGAUACACCUCCUGAAGAUAUGCUCAAGAUUAUCAACGAUAGGAUUAGGACAAAACUAGAGGGGAUAAAAGCCUCAACAGACGAAGAAAUGAAAAGGUUAUGCGUGAACCUGAGUAACUGUACAAGGAAGAACUCAGUGCUAAGGGCACUGAGCAACUCUUCAUCGAGCGGGAACUCGAGUAAGAGCACAGAUUGGAGUGGAAGAGUUCGAACUUCGUCAUCGGAGACGGAAGAUAUCUACCAGGUGCCAUCAGGAUCGUCGAGCAGCGGCUUCAGCAGCGAGAGUGCCAAGGAGCUGUCGCCUGCCGGCAUCCCACGCACCGUGUUCGUGCACGACGACUUGUCCGCCAUGGGUGGUGCCAUGUCGCAGGGCGCACGCAACACGUUGAUGGGCGCUAACGGGGCAGCCGUUGCCGCCCAACAGCCGUCCGCGGCGCCCAAGAAGAGCCUGCUGCGGGCGGUGGACGACGAGAAGCCCAGCGUGUGGGAGCAGUAUUACGGGGUGCGAGCAACUGCGGCGGGAGGACAUAUCAGGAAUGGAGGGGUCGUUAAGCCCACCGAUGUGCCACUGUUCGUGAGUACAUUUCUUGAUUAUUAUGUAAAGUUUCUGGUUGGUAGGGUUCGAGAAAGAGAUCGCCAGUCAUAUACAAAUAUGGCGGACAAAAGUAUACUGUUUGGAUUCCAUAACCUCAUUUUUGAUAUAUCCUAUAUGUGCUUAAUAAUGACCUGUAUCCAAGUUGAAGGCGCGUAUAAGUUCACACAUUUUUUACAAGAUAACGAACAGUGUUGAUAGCUAACAGUUGUAAAAAAAGGCAAGAGAUUCUUGCAGUCUAGGAGACAGUCUAGAUAUAUAGUAUUGACUACGCGCUAAUGAACGAACUCAAAGAACAAUGUAGUAUUUAUAGAUUGUGUUGCGCCAUAUAUUAACGUGGUAGCAUAUUAUGAUAUAUGCCAAAACAAUAAGGAAACAUAAAUUAACUUUCUUUU